GUAUUAUGGAAAUAAAGACAAAUUUUGGCCUAAGGAACUCAAAAUCGGUUUAUUUUAGAAAUCAGAAUACGAGAUAUUUAGAGGAUUUUUUGAGAUAUUUAGAAAAUUGUUUGGGAUAUUUAGACAUUUUUGAUAUUUACGUGAUAUUUGUGGAAAGGCCUGCCCUUCAAGUUCGAUUGUGUUCGGUUUUACCGCGUCGUUUAACCGGGAAGACACUGGGACGAGGUGGGCCAAAUCCUGGCGACGAAAGGCCUUAUGGGGAAUAUUCCAAGAUGGCGGCUGUGUUGUGUGGACUUGUGGCAGACUCGCUCCCGGCGAAAACAAAAUUUUGCUGCCAUCAUGUUAAAUGGUUGUCACGCUUGGCCAGCAAGGCUGCAAAGUCACGGGGCAGGGGUCCUUCAGCUAAAACCACAAAACAGGCUAAACCAGUUAAACGGCAAGAAGAUUUGAAGCCUAUAAUUUCAAGAGCGCUGAACAAAAGAAGACAAGCAGCUAAUCAAAGAAUAAUAUCAGCACAAGAACAGCUUCAAAGCAAAGAGUCAAUCUCCAAAGGACCCAGAGAAAUUAUAAUUGAGCCAUCUUGUUCUGAGAAUCCUGCAUUCACACCAGAAAAGGAUAUUGAUUUUAAGUCACAAGUGUCAUCAUUUAGUGCCCUUGGAUUAAGAGAGGAUGUUCUGAAGGCUUUGUACAAUAUUAAAGUAACUAAACCCACCGUCAUUCAGAUGGUGACAAUUCCACCAAUACUAAAAAGAGAACAUGUCCUCUGUGCAGCGCAAACAGGAACUGGGAAAACUCUUGCAUAUUUGGCACCAGUGGUACAUCAUCUAAGAGAGGACGAAAGAACACAUGGUGUGAUAACGCGCCUCAAAAGACCAAGAGCUUGUAUUGUUGUACCAUGCAGGGAACUCGCUGUGCAGGUCUUGGAAGUUGCUAAGUCAUUGAGUCAUCAUGCACGUUUCAAAUCAGUCGGGAUCAUUGGAGGACGAAAGAAGAAAUUUAUGAAGGUAGAUCUUCAGUCCCCAGUUGAUCUAGUGGUUGGUACACCAGGGACAUUGCUUCAAUUCUGCGAAAAAGCUCGUUUAUUCUUCUCGGAUUUGUCUUACUUGGUGAUCGAUGAAGCCGACACCAUGUUUGACGGCCAUUUCAGACGGGACACUAUGGACCUUCUUCAAUCGAUCUCUGUAAGUAGAACUACAUUACUUGCAAAAAACAAAUCCGGACGAUUGAAAUUUCGGACAAAAAAGUGUCACCGUCCGAAAAUAACACAUUGAAAAUAACACCGUCCGGAAUUUUUAAGCGUCCGAAAUAUUUACAGUACAGUAUAAAACUUUUAAGUAGCUCUAAAACUAAUACUCGAGUCUUUGUUUCCUUUAUGUUGCGAACUCUAGUUGAGACACUCCCUGAGGUACGUAAAGGCUUGA
Molecule: messenger RNA, 1421 nt
Organism: Orbicella faveolata
Lineage: Eukaryota; Metazoa; Cnidaria; Anthozoa; Scleractinia; Merulinidae
Molecular function (GO): nucleic acid binding; RNA helicase activity; ATP binding
Source: RefSeq, a predicted model, not a curated record